Messenger RNA from Opisthorchis viverrini, 570 nucleotides. RefSeq lists its product as hypothetical. The transcript is spliced from 3 exons. The record is from RefSeq and is a predicted model, not a curated record. Bases 1 to 570 code for a protein of 189 amino acids. NCBI's taxonomy places the organism in Eukaryota, Metazoa, Platyhelminthes, Trematoda, Opisthorchiida, Opisthorchiidae.
AUGGUCCGCUGGACGCAACUACGUGAGACAACGAAUCGAGGCUGGCCAUCCCGACUAUCCAUAAUGCGAAGUACUCCUGACCGUGACCACAAACUCCUUGCUGCCAGGGAUCUCAAAGCCAACAGGCGUCCAGAAGAUUUGGAGUUACCCUGCAGCUGGAGGCGGACGCGGCUACCAUAUGCGAUAACGGCUUCUCCGUCAACAACACGUUGGGACAGUAGAGCACCAAUCGCCAUUUUGCUAGCAUCGGUAUCUAAAACAAACUUUCCUGCAUCGGGUGAAAAGUCCGGGUAUGCCAAAAUAGGUGGGGAUGUUGAUGCUUGCUUAAGGCGGCUGAAGGCUUCAUCUCACUCUACGGUCCACGAAACUUUCCGAUCUUUUUGGGUAGCCAUUAUCGUUUUCCAUCGGCUGGCACUUCCGGAAACGCCCAUCAUUCAAGCAGGUCAAAUAUCUCGUGCCGACUGUUUGCUCGUGGUUACUGCCGACCUCUUGAUCACAGAAUUUUACCAACCAAUUUCGAUCCCCAUCCAAAAUGACUGGGAUCAAGCCGCUUACAAACCCGCGGGUUAA